Molecule: messenger RNA, 861 nt
Organism: Juglans regia (Persian walnut)
Lineage: Eukaryota; Viridiplantae; Streptophyta; Magnoliopsida; Fagales; Juglandaceae
Exons: 3
Coding region: 1-861 (286 amino acids)
Source: RefSeq, a predicted model, not a curated record
AUGGCGGUACACGAGUUUUUCCGAGGUAUUAGUAUUCUGCAGGAGUUUACUUCUUCACUACUCGUUCUUAUCCCUAAGGUGGACAAUCAAAAGAGUUCUGAUAAAUUCCGACCCAUCAGCAUGUGUUCUGUUUUCUACAAGAUUUGCCGGAGCAUUUUUGAGAAUGUGAGCCUAGCACAGGAAAUGAUUCAGUACCUAAACAAGCCGGCUCGAGGAGGUAAUGUGGUGAUGAAAGUUGAUACGGUAAAAGCAUACAAUAACAUUGAGUGGAAUUUCAUGAUUCAUGUCUUGGAGCCCGUGGCUUGUGACAGAGAUCCCAUCUCCCCAUACUUGUUCAUUAUUGUGGAGGAAAUUUUGUCAAGACCUCUGAAAAAAGGAUUUCAGGAAGGGCGGAUUGUUACCUUUUCUCUCCCAAAGGGUGCUCCAACCAUAUCACACCUCCUCUAUGCCGACGAUAUAGUCAUUUUUGCUAAUGGCAGUAAAACAUCUCUUAAGGCUAUCUCGGAGUCCCUCGCACUCUAUGAAACAUGGUCUGGGCAAAAAGCAAGAAAGGAGAAGUCUGCUAUUAUUUUUUCGAAUCUCAUAUCUCCAAUCAGAAGAAGACAACUACUGCAGAUCACCAGGUUCUCAGAAGGAUCAUUUCCUUUCAAAUACUUGCGUGUUCCUAUGGUUUCUGGUAGAUUAAAUUCUAAUCAUUUUGAUGAACUUGUUGGGAAAAUUGGUGCUAGGAUUGGAGGCUGGAAAUCCCAGCUUUUAUCUAGUGGGGCCAAACUGAUUUUGGUAAAACAUGUACUCAGUAGCAUUCCCAUCCACUUACUCACAUCCAUCAAUGAGCAACUUCUUCUGGGGAUACAAGGAUGA